Molecule: messenger RNA, 445 nt
Organism: Drosophila albomicans
Lineage: Eukaryota; Metazoa; Arthropoda; Insecta; Diptera; Drosophilidae
Product: protein Diedel
Exons: 1
Coding region: 16-363 (115 amino acids)
Source: RefSeq, a predicted model, not a curated record
CUUUAUCAGCAAAUAAUGAAGACUGAAGCAACUUCUCUACUUAGCUUUCUAAUGGCAUUCAUACUUUUUACCAUGCUUUUUCACAACAGUGAAAGUGUUUGCUGCCCAUCGAAGACCAUCGCAUUUCGUUUAAACGAUGAGAAUGAUGUUUGCAGUUCCUAUGAGGCCAAGUCAAAGGGUAAAAGAGUCUGCAAAGUGGAUGUUUGUGAUGAUGGCACCUUCGUCAAAGGCCGUUAUUGUGGCCGUGGAUCGUGCAACAUAUUUGGUUGCAACUGCUCAGGCGGUUGUCGCAAAGGAGAUGCUGCAAAAACGUUCGUCGACUUCUACGGUGAUCUUCACAUUAGCGAUGUUCAUUUUAUAUAGAUAACAUUAUCAGUUAAAUAGCUAGCAAUUAAUCGCAGAAAAUCAUUUUCAUGUAUCACAAAUUGGUGUCAAAUAUCGAAUU